Molecule: messenger RNA, 5042 nt
Organism: Scophthalmus maximus (turbot)
Lineage: Eukaryota; Metazoa; Chordata; Actinopteri; Pleuronectiformes; Scophthalmidae
Gene: rapgef1b
Product: Rap guanine nucleotide exchange factor (GEF) 1b
Exons: 27
Coding region: 311-3916 (1201 amino acids)
Biological process (GO): Ras protein signal transduction; positive regulation of GTPase activity
Cellular component (GO): plasma membrane
Molecular function (GO): guanyl-nucleotide exchange factor activity
Source: RefSeq, a predicted model, not a curated record
CGCCGAGUCUAGGUUCAAGCCAUUAGCGUGUGUGAGUGUGUUUGAGUGUGACUGUGUGUGCGUGUGUGUGUAUGAGUGAGUGCAGCCAGUGAAAAUCACCCGGAGCCGAGACCGGGACAGUUUUCGACCGGACCAAUGUGUGUGGCCUCCAAACGCGUCGCGUUCGCCCCAGCGGAAUCGUCUCAUGGACACGACAGCGGGUCGACGAUGAGGGAAUAAUCCGGAGGAAGACGCGCGGCCAGGGCUCGUCCGUAGCUAACGCUUUUUGUUGAGACCGCGAGUGGGAUCACAGCUGCUGGCUACGAAAAAAAUGUCGGGCAAAAUAGAGAGCAAGCAAGACUCGCAGCGGUCCCAUCUGUCCUCUUUCACCAUGAAACUGAUGGACAAGUUCCAUUCUCCCAAGAUCAAGAGGACUCCAUCCAAGAAGGGCAAACAACUGCAGCCCGAGCCAGCAGCCAAGAGCACUGAGAAACCUGCUAACAAGAAGGUCAGUCGGCUGGAGGAACAUGAGAAGGAGGUGGUCAGUGCCUUGCGCUACUUCAAGACUAUCGUGGACAAAAUGGUCGUUGAGAAGAAGGUGCUUGAGAUGCUGCCAGGCUCUGCCAGCAAGGUGCUCGAAGCCAUCCUGCCUCUGGUUCAGGUGGAGGCCCGGGUACAACACAGUUCGGCACUGUCUUCCUGCCAUAACCGCGUGUACCAGAGUCUGGCGAACCUCAUCCGUUGGGCAGACCAGGUGAUGCUGGAUGGCAUUGACCUAGAAGACAAGGAAAACGUGGCAUCUGUCACGAGUGUCAUCAAAGCAGUGCUGGAUGGUGUAAAGGAGUUGGUGAAGCUGACCAUAGAGAAACAGGAGCAGCCGUCACCCACCACACCCAACAAACCAGCGCCACCUACCACCACGGCAGAGAGCAGCGUGUCAUCGGAGAUGCCCUCGAUAGAUCGGGAGCCAGAGGUCUCCAAUAAGACCGCUACAGACGCUGUUCCCGCAGAGGCUGCCCCUGAGAUGCCAGAUGAGGACGUAGCCCCUCCAAAACCCCCCCUUCCUGAAGCAAAGAUGGCAGAGCUCAGAGCACAGUUGAGUGCUGACGCUGGCCAAAGGAGAUCCUCUCAGAAGGAGAAUCCUCCACCAGCUCUCCCCCCCAAGAAGCGCCAGUCAGCCCCCUCACCUACGCGAGUGGCCGUGGUUGCCCCUAUGAGCCGCGGCUCCAGCCUGCCCUGCAGUGUUCACAGACAGCAGCAGGACUACGAGCAGGAGUUCCUGCAGAGGCGUUUCUCUGGGGGGAGCCAGUCAUACGGGGGCGACUCUCCGCGCCUGUCUCCCUGCAGCAGCAUGGGGAAACUCAGCAAGUCGGAUGAACAGCUCUCCUCCAUGGAGCAGGACAGCGGUCAGUGUUCCCGUAACACCAGCUGUGAGACACUUGACAACACAGAGACUUACGAUCCAGAUUAUGACUUCCUCCACCAGGACUUGUCAGUUGGGGAAAAUCUGCCCCCUAUACCGGUGGGAGGAUGCCUGAGCCCCCUGCCUGAGUCUCACAGCGAGUCCUCUUCCCCGGUCCCUGGACAGCAUCCCUCGCAUCCCCGCUUCAGUGCUCCUCCACUGCAGCAAACACCAGAGUACUGGACCCCGCAGCCCAACCAAACAAAUCCCUUAGUUUCCUCCCGCAUCAGCGCACCGCCUGCCCUGCCCCAGAAGAAGCGGCGCAGCACCCAGACAUCGCCCUUCCCCGACGGAAGGAUGCUGUAUGAGCGUUACCCUUCCCAGUAUGACAAUUUGUCGGAAGAGGAGCUGCACCCCACACCGCCAUUCCCCCUUUUCACGCCCAUCUCACCCAUGCCCCAGACAAAUGGGGGCAUGUUCGUCGCUCAGUACAUAGCCAGCGAAAAUUCUGAUGUCCCCUCAAGCCCACCGCCACUCCCAGAAAAGAAAAGUAGACACAUCCUCCAGUACAUGCAGUUUGUGGAGGACUACUCUGAGCCGCAGCCCUCCGUGUUCUACCAGAUGCCACAGAGCGAGAGCAUCUACGAGCAGCGGAACAAGCGCUUCCAGGAGGUCUAUGGCUUCAACGACUCCUUCAGCAGCACCGACUCAGUCCAUGAGCCGCUGCUGCCCCCCGCAUUGCCACCGAAACAAAGACAACUGGCCUCCCACUCUUCUUCCCCCUCUUCCUCCUCCUCCUCUUCUCUCUCCUGCCACCUCCAGCCGUCUGUGGCGGCCAUGGAGGAGGCGGGCUCUGGGCUGGGCCUCAGCAUGUCCGUCUCUAACUCCUACCUGAUUGGCCAAGCAUCCUUGACCACACCCACGAGCUUGGACCAUAUUGCCUUGACCAAUGCCACCAUUCUGGAUGGCAGCGGGGGCGGGCCCAACGGUUCCCUGGCUGGCUCAAUGGGCUCUGUGGCUGUCUGUCUUCCUUCUGAGUCUUCUCUCACUGACUCUCUCCACACCUCAGCGAGCGAGAGCGCGAAUGACGAGGGCGGGGAGGGGGAGUACGUCAACUUGUACUCGUCCAGCCAGGCCAAUGGAGAGCUGCCUCUCUCCCUCAGAGAGACAAUCGCAGCCGACGAUAUGCUUCAAGACCCCGCCCCUGAGAUGCCAUCCACCAAUAGCAAAGAGGCUUUGGACAAGGAAAGGAGGCAGAAGUCAACAGAGUCAGCUGGAAGCGAUGAGGAAGAUGUGGACGAACUCUCCCUCAUAGACCACAAGGAGAUCAUGAGCAGGAUAACACUAAAACAAGAAACUGACGACGGCCCUGAUGUUCGUGCUGGAUCAGGAGAUAUUCUAUUAGUCCACGCUACAGAAACAGACCGCAAAGAUCUUGUUUUGUACUGUGAAGCCUUUCUGACUACAUAUAGGACUUUUAUAACCCCAGAGGACCUCAUUAAGAAGCUCCACUACAGAUACACCAGGUUCUGCCACAGUCCAGACACCUUCAAGAAGCGAGUCAGCAAGAACACGUUCUUCGUGCUGGUCCGUGUCGUGGAUGAGCUGUGCCUGGUGGAGCUGACAGAGGAUAUCCUGAAACAGCUGAUGGACCUGGUGUUCACACUGGUGUGCAAUGGCGAGCUGAGCCUCGCCCGCGUGCUACGCAAGAACAUCCUGGAUAAGGUGGAACAGAAGAAGCUGCUGCGCUACACUAACUCCCUAAAGCCCCUGGCCGCCCGAGGGGUCUCUGCAAGGCCUGGAACUCUUCAUGACUUCCGCAGCCAUGAAAUCGCCGAUCAGCUCACUCUUCUCGAUGCUGAACUCUUCUACAAGAUCGAGAUUCCCGAAGUUCUGCUUUGGGCCAAGGAGCAGAACGAGGAGAAGAGUCCGAACCUGACUCAGUUCACCGAGCACUUUAACAACAUGAGCUAUUGGGUCCGCUCUUUGAUAAUUCAGCAGGAGAAAGCCCAAGACAGAGAGAAGCUGCUCCUCAAGUUCAUCAAGAUAAUGAAGCACUUACGAAAGUUGAAUAAUUUCAACUCCUACCUGGCAAUACUGUCCGCCCUGGACUCGGCUCCCAUUCGGAGAUUGGAGUGGCAGAAACAGACCUCAGAGGGAUUGGAGGAAUAUUGCACGUUGAUCGACAGCUCCUCCUCCUUCAGAGCCUACAGAGCUGCUCUGGCUGAAGUGGAGCCUCCGUGUAUCCCCUACCUGGGUCUCAUCCUCCAGGACCUGACCUUCGUCCACCUGGGGAACCCUGACCUUAUUGAUGGAAAGGUCAACUUCUCCAAACGCUGGCAGCAGUUCAACAUACUGGACAGCAUGCGGCGCUUCCAGCAAGUGCAUUAUGAGCUGAAGCGCAAUGACGACAUCGUCUCGUUCUUCAACGACUUCAGUGACCACCUGGCGGAGGAGGCCCUGUGGGAGCUGUCGCUGAAGAUCAAACCCAGGAACAUCGCCAGGCGCAAGACGGACCGCGAGGAGAAGACCUAGGGCCCCUGAGGGCCGCCAAGACUGACCUCCAACUGUGCUCCAUGACACUAACUCCACUUUACUACAGACAGAGAGAGAGACAAAUGGAGGCUAUCCACUACAGCAAAUGGGAGACUUCAUGGGGGGGAGGGGGGGGGGGGGGGGGGGGGUGGCUGAAGAACAAACUACAGACUGAAGUGGGGCCCGGGGUUUUUGCAAAGAGCUCUGCUGCUCUGGGAGAUUAUAAUUGGGAUUACAGCGGCUCUGGCGUUUAAACAGGAAGACAUUGUGACUACGGUGAAACGGGACGAAGUCUGGUGCCAAGGAGGACAGAAGAAUCGCACAGAGCAGGCAGACGCUGAGGAAAUAACCAAAGUCCGCUCGCUGGGGCUCUCUUUUUUUCAGAGUGGAGCUGUUUGCACGUGUGUGCAAGAGUGAGCUGAAUGGUCUAUAACUCUCAAAGUUGCUCCUUCCUCUUCCUUUAUGUACGUGCCAUUUGCUGGUCAUCUUCUGCGAGGCCUCUCCCCGACGAGUUCCCCUCAAACGGCUGAACCUCGAGAGCGAAACCUGCCGUGAACUGCAACGUCAGCAUGCAGGGCCGCCGCCCGAGUCUCCGGGGGGAGGUGUGAGGGGAUCUGAGGAUUUGAACUUGACGAGAGGAUGGCCAUUAGAGACUGGAACCUACGAGUUUGUUUUGAAAUAUUUUGUGUAAGAAUCAUGUCUGGUUAUGAAAUGUAUUAUAUACAGUGCUCCUUUUGUUCUUGAAAAGGAUGUUUAUGCUUAUGAGAAGAGCUUAGCUUCUCCCCAAGUGCCAUACAUAUGUGCACUCAAAAAAAGAAAGCAAAGCAAAAACACAAAAAGAUAAAUUACUAAAGAUGCUGUGAUCUCUGUAUGUCACACUGAAUCAUUGUGUGCAGUGCUCCAAGUGUAAACAACCAUGAGGUGAUCACGGAUCCUGUCCCAGUCAUGUCAUUGUGUGAAAGUGUCUGUGUGUGUGACUGAAGUCCUCCGUGACCUGUGUGUUUGUCAUUUCAACAUGUGCUGUAGUGAAAAAAAUCAUUUUGAUUCCUUUUUGGGAUAAUGGACAAAACCCACACAUCACACUGUGCUCUCAAACUCCAAUAAAACCAACAGCUCUGUUUCUAUA